AUGCCUCGCCUGUUCUUGUUCCACCUGCUAGGAGUCUGGCUGCUACUGACCCAAAUUUCCAGAGCAAAAAUGGAUAAGGGGGAGGAUCUGAACCAAAUUAUUUUUGCAUGUGGCCGCCGACUAAUACGCAUUUGGAUUGAGGUUUGCGGCUCUACAGGUUUCAGAGGAAGAGCUAAGAGCCAGACAGAGCACCAACCCGGAUCUGAACCUUUCUCAGAAAUUGUGCCAUCAUCCUUCAUCAACAAAGAUGCAGAAACGAUAAAUAUGAUGUCAGAAUUCAUUGCUAAUUUGCCACAGGAGCAGAAGACAACACAGUCUGAGAUGAAUCUACCUUCACCAGAGCUACAGCAAUAUCCACUCACCUUAAAGGGUUCAGAUAUUAGCUUUGAAGAAGUUAAGAAUAAUAUUCAUAAUAAACAAGGUGAAGGAGAAGACAACAGUCAUUCAGAAUUACAAAACUUAGGAUUGGAUACUCAUUCCCGAAAAAAGAGAGAGCGCAAUAUGUCACCAUUGCAGAAAUGUUGCCGAAUUGGUUGUACAAAAAAAUCUCUUUUAAGAUUUUGCUGA
Molecule: messenger RNA, 567 nt
Organism: Otolemur garnettii (small-eared galago)
Lineage: Eukaryota; Metazoa; Chordata; Mammalia; Primates; Galagidae
Product: prorelaxin H2
Exons: 2
Coding region: 1-567 (188 amino acids)
Cellular component (GO): extracellular region
Molecular function (GO): hormone activity
Source: RefSeq, a predicted model, not a curated record